This is a messenger RNA of Acytostelium subglobosum LB1, 1239 nucleotides long. RefSeq lists its product as hypothetical. The coding region runs from base 1 to 1239 and encodes 412 amino acids. The record is from RefSeq and is a predicted model, not a curated record. The transcript is spliced from 2 exons. NCBI's taxonomy places the organism in Eukaryota, Evosea, Eumycetozoa, Acytosteliales, Acytosteliaceae.
AUGCAUGCUGUGAGGUAUGGACAAAUUGAUGUGUAUAAGCUGCUCCAGUCUCGGGCACCAUUGGUCACACACCGGAAAGAUCCCAACUACAUCUCUGACCAUCUCUUGUUGGCACUCAAUCGUGGUCAACUUUCAAUGUUCAACUAUCUCCUCUCUUUCGAGACUCCACAAUCAAUGAUCGACAGGAUUCGUAUGGGUAGAGACUUUGCCCGCACUUUCUAUCACUUCAGUGACCCGGUGGCGAUGUCAUCAAUACUCAAGAUAUUGAUCAGAUACAUUGAGACAGAGUGCAACAAGGACGCAUCAUUCACUCCAUCUCAAGCAAUCAGUUGCUUGUUAAAGGACACCAAUCCAUUUGGUAUUCUACUCAGGUGCCAAGACAUUGAGUUGGCACAACUAACAAUCAAGUAUGUACCGAAAUUCGAUGCCUUCCAACUCUACAAGUAUUGCAAUUAUAUCUUUGAUCACGGUGAUGGCUCAUUCAAUGCACCAUACAUCCCAUUAAAGGAUGAGAUUGAACAACAGAAGCUCAAGCACACAGUCGAGUUCCUCUUUGCACUCUUGAAGCUCUAUGGCCGCCAUGUGGACAGCACUGAAGUACAGUUCACAAGAUGCUUUGAUGUGCUCACCGAGUAUGGAGUUCUGGUCACUGACAUAUACGUGAUCAUGUCAUCGCAGUAUGUUCCACCACCCCUCAUGUCAUAUAUCAGGAGGGGCAUCAUCACCAACAUCCGUCAAGGUUGCGAUGUACAAUAUCUUGAUGAAUUCAUUGAGUUCUUCCUCCUUCAAGCCAACAACAUAGUUGACCAAAUGUUGAUUGAUUUCAACUCUAUUUGCACGUACGGAACAAUCGAAAUAGUUACCAUGAUGGACGUUCAUUUGCAAAGACGGCACCACGACUUGGCCAUUCAUUUGGACAAAGCCAACGCUUAUCCAAAGACAAUGGAGAUACUGAAGUACAUCAUUCAGAGAGGUUGGUACCCAGAGGACCAGAAGGAAAUGCUCAUUCACUUCAUUUCAAUUGCCGAUCCAGGUUUGCUCAAGACAAUCUUGGCAGAAUAUGAUAUCAAUGGACUGUUUACUGGUGAUGAUGAUGAUGAUGAUGACUACUUAGCGUUCAUUGACUCAAUGCGAACACAUAUGGAACAUUUCAGGAAGUGGACCCAGAUGUGGUCACAUAUCUUCUUGCUCAAGCACCCACUGCAGGCUUUGAUCAUGAGACACUGGUCAAUAUCAUGA